AUGUCAUCGGACCAGGAGCGCGAGCACGCCCUCGCCGAGUUUAAAAAGAAGUUAAUCGAGUCCCGAGAGUGGGAAACCAAACUAAAGAACCUGCGUCUGGAGAUAAAGGAGCUACAGAAGGAGUACGACAGGACGGAAGAAAACAUCAAGGCGUUACAAAGUGUUGGUCAGAUUGUCGGCGAAGUGCUGAAGCAGCUUGACGAUGAGAGAUUUAUCGUCAAGGCCUCUUCCGGCCCGCGCUACGUUGUGGGGUGCCGGUCAAAGGUCGACAAGUCCAAGCUGAAGCAAGGGACACGUGUAGCCCUCGAUAUGACGACUCUUACCAUCAUGCGGAUGCUGCCGCGCGAGGUUGAUCCGCUUGUCUACAACAUGUCGCUCGAGGACCCCGGCCAGGUUAGCUUCGCUGGAAUCGGCGGCCUGAACGACCAGAUCCGGGAGUUGAGAGAGGUGAUUGAGCUUCCGCUCAAGAACCCAGAACUGUUCCAGAGAGUUGGCAUCAAGCCGCCGAAGGGUGUUCUCCUCUAUGGCCCACCAGGCACCGGCAAGACCCUGCUUGCGAGGGCUGUGGCUAGCAGCUUAGAAACAAACUUCCUCAAGGUUGUUUCGUCUGCAAUUGUUGAUAAGUACAUUGGCGAAUCGGCGCGGUUGAUCCGCGAGAUGUUCGGCUAUGCCAAGGAACAUGAACCGUGCAUCAUCUUCAUGGACGAGAUCGAUGCCAUUGGCGGCCGUCGCUUCAGUGAAGGCACCAGCGCAGACCGCGAGAUUCAGCGUACUCUAAUGGAGCUGCUCAACCAGCUCGACGGCUUCGACUACUUGGGCAAGACGAAGAUUAUCAUGGCCACAAACCGGCCUGAUACGCUUGACCCGGCGCUGUUGCGUGCUGGUCGUUUAGAUCGCAAGAUCGAGAUUCCCUUGCCGAACGAGGUUGGGAGACUUGAGAUUCUCAAGAUCCACUCUGCCAGUGUGGCAAAGGAAGGUGAGAUCGACUUUGAGAGCAUCGUAAAGAUGAGCGACGGGUUCAAUGGCGCUGAUCUGCGGAAUGUGGUGACGGAAGCGGGUUUGUUCGCUAUCAAGGCUGGCAGAGAUGCCAUCAACCAGGAUGACUUCAACAAGGCCGUUCGCAAAUUGGCGGAAGCGAAGAAGCUCGAGGGCAAACUGGAAUAUCAAAAGCUUUGA
This is a messenger RNA of Thermochaetoides thermophila DSM 1495, 1176 nucleotides long. Its product is annotated as 26S protease subunit RPT4 (26S protease subunit SUG2)-like protein. Gene Ontology annotation, biological process: positive regulation of RNA polymerase II transcription preinitiation complex assembly. Gene Ontology annotation, cellular component: cytosolic proteasome complex; proteasome regulatory particle, base subcomplex. Bases 1 to 1176 code for a protein of 391 amino acids. The record is from RefSeq and is a predicted model, not a curated record. The transcript has 4 exons. Gene Ontology annotation, molecular function: ATP binding; ATP hydrolysis activity; proteasome-activating activity. NCBI's taxonomy places the organism in Eukaryota, Fungi, Ascomycota, Sordariomycetes, Sordariales, Chaetomiaceae.